AUGGGGAGCGAAGAAGGUGAUGGAAUGGCGAACGUGGAUGCCGCCUCUUCGUGGCAACAAUAUUACACCUGGUGUGGCUCUUAUUCUCACCCACAUUCCCAUUCACAUCCCCAUGGUGGCGGUGGAGGUGGUGGUGCGACAGCUCCAGUUCAACCACACACUCAUUCGUCCCAUCAUCCCCACUUUCAUCAUCCGAAUCAUCUGAAUCAGUACCAAGGAGAUCAGUAUCAACAGCAAUCCCUGGCGGCAUCCAGUGCCGCGAACGCGUCCGCCCACUAUUCAACCUCGCAGCAGUAUCAUCUGCAGCUGCAACCCGCCCAGACGCCACCCUUGCACCAACAGCAACAGUUCCACCCUGUUAGGGGACAGACCGUGGCGAGGAGAGCCGCUCCAUACGACAGAACAGGUAUCCAAUAUGCAAAUUUUGAAAUCUUUGAGAUUUGGGAACUUGGAGAUUUGAAGGCUUUGGGAUUUCGAUGCUUUGAAAUUCGGAAACUUAGAGAUUUCAGGGCUUUGAGAUUUCGAUGCUUUAAGAUUUGGGAACUUGGAAAUUUGAGAGCUUUGAGAUUUGGAUGCUUUGAAAUUCGGAAAUUUAGAGAUUUGGAAGCUUUGGGAUUUGGAUGCUUUGAAAUUUGGAAACUUAGAGAUUUGAGAGCUUUGGGAUUUGAAAUCUUUGAGAUUUGGAAACUUAGAGAUUUGAGAGAUUUGGGAUUUGAAAUCUUUGAUAUUUGA
Habropoda laboriosa is the source of this 732-nucleotide messenger RNA. RefSeq lists its product as uncharacterized. The record is from RefSeq and is a predicted model, not a curated record. The coding region runs from base 1 to 732 and encodes 243 amino acids. The transcript has 2 exons. NCBI's taxonomy places the organism in Eukaryota, Metazoa, Arthropoda, Insecta, Hymenoptera, Apidae.